AUGCCCAACGACGACGCAUACAGCAAGCCUUCGCCACCGUCGGAAGCCCCGCACGCCCCUGGGGCACCACCGCAGGGCAAGGCCGGGGGCUUCGGCAAAGCGGCCGGGGGCUUCGGCAAAGCGGCCGGGGCGCUGCUCGGGACCACGGGCGGCGCGGGCGCCGGGGGCAGCGGCGGCUGCGGCGGCUCAGGCUCGGGGGCGUCGGGCAUGGGCGCCGCCGCGAGCAAGAAGUCCCCGCGGCUGCCCAAGUGCGCGCGGUGCAGGAACCACGGCUACGCGUCGCCACUCAAGGGCCACAAACGCUUCUGCAUGUGGCGGGAGUGCCAGUGCAAGAAAUGCAACCUGAUCGCAGAGAGACAGCGCGUGAUGGCCGCGCAGGUGGCCCUGAGACGGCAGCAGGCACAGGAGGAGGAAUUGGGCAUCAGCCACCCCAUCCCGCUGCCCAGCGCGGCUGAGCUGCUCAUCAAGAGGGAGAACGACAGCAGCACCCCAUGCCUGAUGACUGAGGGCAGCAGCACCUCGCAGACCCCACCGGCCAGCACCCCGACCAUGGCAGCGCCAGGUAACCCUGGCCGGGUGGUCAUCCAGGAUAUUCCUGCUGUCACCAGCAGAGGGCACGUGGAGAACACACCUGACCUCGUUUCCGACUCCACCUACUACAGCAGCUUUUACCAGCCGUCUCUGUUCCCUUACUACAACAAUCUGUACAACUACCCGCAGUACUCCAUGGCCUUAGCCGCUGACUCCCCCUCCGGGGACAUGGGAAGCCCUCUCGGGGGCUCCCCUGUGAAGAACAGCCUUCGGAGCCUCCCAACCCCUUAUGUGCCCGGUCAAACAGGAAACCAGUGGCAGAUGAAAAACUCGGAGAGCCGCCACGCAGUGAGUUCCCAGUACAGGAUGCAUUCUUACUACCCGCCUCCCUCCUACCUGGGCCAGAGCGUGUCCCAGAUCUUCACCUUUGAGGACGGCCCCUCUUACUCGGAAGCCAAAGCGAGUGUAUUCUCGCCACCCGGCAAUCAAGAUGCUGGCUUGGUUUCCCUCUCCAGCAGCUCUCCUAUUAGUAACGAGAGCUCAAAGGGAGUGCUCGAAUGUGAGUCUGCCUCGGAGCCCAGCAGCUUUGCGGUCACUCCUGUCAUCGAGGACAACGAAUAAUCGGGCACCCCCGAUGCCUUUGGCCAUUCACCUGGAGUGGCAGGUUUAUUCCGUUUAUACACAGGGUUUGUUGUUAACAUUUUGCCUUGACUCA
Molecule: messenger RNA, 1246 nt
Organism: Balaenoptera ricei (Rice's whale)
Lineage: Eukaryota; Metazoa; Chordata; Mammalia; Artiodactyla; Balaenopteridae
Gene: DMRT1
Product: doublesex and mab-3 related transcription factor 1
Exons: 5
Coding region: 1-1152 (383 amino acids)
Biological process (GO): regulation of transcription by RNA polymerase II; sex differentiation
Cellular component (GO): nucleus
Molecular function (GO): RNA polymerase II cis-regulatory region sequence-specific DNA binding; DNA-binding transcription factor activity, RNA polymerase II-specific
Source: RefSeq, a predicted model, not a curated record